ACCCUGAUGUCUUCGACGCACGACGACUACACAAUCGCGUGGAUAUGCGCAUUGCCGCUCGAGGUCGCUGCGGCCCGCGUCAUGCUGAACAGAACCCACAGUCCGCUUCCAAAUCCGUCCACCGAUUCGAAUGCCUACGAACUCGGCGAAUUAGACGGCCACUACAUUGUCAUUACCUGCCUUCCAGCUGGCGUAUACGGAACAGUGGCCGCCGCGAAUGUUGUGUCUCGCAUGCGUUCUACCUUUCCUCGGCUCCAGUAUGGAUUGAUGGUGGGCAUUGGAGGCGGUGUCCCGGGUAAAAACAAUAACAUUCGACUAGGCGAUGUUGUGGUCAGUAAACCAGUUGGACAGCACGGUGGGGUGAUACAGUAUGAUUAUGGUAAGACCGUGGAAGGAGGGAAACUUGAGCCAACUGGCGCCUUAAAUAAACCACCACAGACUCUUUUGACCCAUAUGAGUCAACUAGAGGCGAAAAGAAUUACUAGAAGCGAGGAUCUGAAGAAAAUAACCGAGGAAGCACUGAAACGAAACCCUGACAUAGAAGGAAGGUUUUCCCCCCCAGAGCAGCUUACAGACUUCCUUUUUGAAUCCUCUUAUCAUCAUGUCGCCGGAGAAGGCACCUGUGAAAAGUGUGAUAAAGAACAAUUAGUCAAACGAAAACCACGGGAAACCAGGACACCUUAUAUCCACUACGGGUUGAUUGCAUCGGGAAAUCAGGUGAUAAAGGACUCAGAGACACGAGACCGCCUAGCACUGCAGCAUGGGAUACUCUGCUUUGAGAUGGAAGCCGCAGGCCUCAUGGAUGAGCUUCCGACACUGGUGAUUCGAGGAAUAUGCGACUAUUGUGACUCUCAUAAACAGAAACAAUGGCAAGGAUAUGCAGCCUUAACGGCAGCUGCUUACGCGAAAUUGCUUCUAUCAACAAUUCCGGCACUCCCCAUCGUUAACGUUGAUGUAAAAUUACGUGAAUAUUAUACCAACAAUAAGAUUAAUCGUCUCCGGAUCGAACGCCUCUCUGGAGUUCCGCUGGAUAUGCAGCAAUGCUAUAUCAAUCUUUCAAUAAUAGAGUACAAGCAAAAUGAUCAGAAUAUGCUGCCACAAGAAAAAUCGCUAUCCUCGACAUUCUCACUGCCUAAUCGCCUAAAGUUAAGAGCAGGUGAUCCCGAAAAGGAGGUCACACUUCCACAACUCUUCCACGAGCGGAAACUGUUAGAUAACCGAAACGCGCAACCCCGACGGAUCCUAAUCCGAGGGCGGGCAGGUGUUGGAAAGACGACACUUUGCAAGAAGAUUGUCCACGACUUUCUACACGAACAGAUGUGGGCAGACCUUUUUGAUCGCAUCAUAUGGAUACCUUUGCGAAGACUUAAGGGGAUGUCAGACUUGGAUGAAUUUUUCCAUCAGGAAUUCUUUAAAGAUAAAGCAGAGCGCAAGGGUUUAGUUACAAAACUCCGGAAAACAGCUUUGGAUCAAACCCAUAAGAAGAAAACUCUCUGGCUAUUGGAUGGCCUUGACGAAGUUUCAGGAUAUCGCAAUCCUUCCGGAGCCGACCUGACUGAAAUAUUUAAUAGCUUAUUAAAUGAAGACAAUGUGAUCAUCACAUCCCGUCCACAUGCCGUGAAGCUUUCCGGCCUGACUCCUUUUGACCUGGAGUUAGAGACAGUUGGGUUUCACCCUAGACAAGUGCAAGCUUACUUAGCGAAAGCCAUGACGGAUCUAGAUACUUUUAACCAGAUCUCUUCGUUUAUUCAGAGCCAUUGGCUGAUUCAGGGCCUGGUUCGAAUACCCAUCCAGCUCGAUGCAUUAUGCUAUAGUUGGGAUAACGACUUCCGUUCUGGUGCUGUGCUACAAACCAUGACAGCAGUAUACCAGGCUAUUGAACUAAAGCUAUGGAAAAAGGACAUCUUAAACCUUGAGAAGAGAAACAAUACUGGGCACAAUGGUGGAACGGCAGUCCGAAAACUGCGGACGCGCUUGCAGAUUGAGUCACAACACAUGACACCAGAGAUGAAAUUUCUAGAAUGUCUUGCCUUUACAGGAUUGUACGGCGACAUCAUUGAAUUCCAUUCAGGUCAUCGUGAUUGGCUAUAUGAACAACCGGAAUUUUGCAAGAUGUCUGAUGAUGUCCUUGACCGACUCUCUUUUCUGCGCACAUCAGAUGCAUCAGACCAGGAUAAGAGUUAUCAUUUCUUACAUCUUACUUUCCAGGAGUUUUUUGCUGCCCAAUAUUUCGUCCGGUGUUGGAGAUCGGAAUCCAGAGAACUACUUGUCUAUCUCAAACCAGGCCAUGCAAGGGAAAACUGUAAAGCGGAAAUACCACUUGAGAGGUUCCUUCGAGAAGAAAAGUAUAGUGGCCGCUAUGAUGUGUUCUGGAGGUUUGUUACGGGGCUGCUAUAUAGUAUUGACAAACAACAAGUAUGCUCAUUCUUUGAAAAAAUGGAGGAGGAGCCACGAGAUUUACUCGGCUCCGCACAUCAGCGGCUACUUAUGCACUGCUUCAGCGAGGUACCUCUAUUAGAAGACUCGGGACUAGCGAAAAGCAGCAAUGAUUCCUUGUUGGAUCUUCGAGAAAAAAUGGAACUUGGAUGUAUACAAUGGUCUCACUAUGAGGACUUUUCACUUGAGGAAAUGCGUCUCUGCAGUGAAACUGAGUUUCCAGAGCAUAUUCUAUGCAAAUUACUUCAAGAAAAUUCCUUGCAAAGAGAGAGGUCCUGCACAAAAAAGAUUCUCAGAGCAUUGGCCCAUCGGUGGCAUAUGUCGUUCAAUCUCAUGGGUAUAGUCGCAAAUUUUAUUGGUGACAGUGACUCGGAUGUGAGGCGCGCAGCUAUUGAAGCCUUAAGCACACAAUCUCCCUGGUCACCUGACAUCCUCGAGGCUAUGAUACGCCGGCUAGAGAACGACGGAGACUCGCAUGUGAGGCACGCAGCUAUUAAGGCCUUAGGCACACAAUCUCCUUGGUCACCUGACAUCCUCGAGGCUGUGAUACGCCGACUAGAGAACGAUAGAGACUCGCAUGUGAGGCACGCAGCUAUUGACGCCUUAGGGACACAAUCUCCUUGGUCACCUGACAUCCUUAAGGCUGUGAUGCGCCGGCUAGAGAACAAUGGAGACUGGCGUGUGAGGCACACAGCUAUUAAGGCCUUAGGCACACAAUCUCCUUGGUCACCUGACAUCCUCGAGGCUGUGAUACGCCGACUAGAGAACGAUGGAGACAGGCGUAUAAGGUGCGCAGCUAUUAAUGCCCUAGACACACAAUCUCCUUGGUCACCUGACAUCCUUCAGGCUGUGAUACGCCGGCUAGAGAACGAUAAAGACUGGUAUGUGAGGCGCACAGCUAUUGAGGCCUUAGGCACACAAUCUCCCUGGUCACCUGACAUCCUCGAGGCUGUGAUACGCCGGCUAGAGAACGAUAGAGACUCGCAUGUGAGGCACGCAGCUAUUGAGGCCUUAGGCAGACAAUCUCCCUGGUCACCUAACAUCCUCGAGGCUGUGAUGCGCCGGCUAGAGAACGAUGGAGUCUUGUAUGUGAGGCACAUAUCUAUUCAGGCCUUAGGCACACAAUCUCCCUGGUCACCUGACAUCCUCGAGGCUGUGAUACGCCGGCUAGAGAACGAUAGAGACUGGGGUGAGAGGCACGCAGCUAUUGAGGCUAUUGAUGCCUUAGGCACACAAUCUCCCUGGUCACCUGACAUCCUUCAGGCUGUGAUACGCCGGCUAGAGAACGAUAAAGACUGGUAUGUGAGGCGCACAGCUAUUGAGGCCUUAGGCACACAAUCUCCCUGGUCACCUGACAUCCUCGAGGCUGUGAUACGCCGGCUAGAGAACGAUAGAGACUCGCAUGUGAGGCACGCAGCUAUUGAGGCCUUAGGCACACAAUCUCCCUGGUCACCUGACAUCCUCGAGGCUGUGAUACGCCGGCUAGAGAAUGAUGGAGACAGGCAUAUAAGGCGCGCAGCUAUUCAGGCCUUAAGCACACAAUCUCCUUGGUCACCUGACAUCCUCGAGACUGUGAUACGCCGGCUAGAGAACGAUAGAGACUCGCAUGUGAGGCACGCAGCUAUUGAGGCCUUAGGCACACAAUCUCCCUGGUCACCUGACAUCCUCGAGGCUGUGAUACGCCGGCUAGAGAACGAUAGAGACUCGCAUGUGAGGCACGCAGCUAUUGAGGCCUUAGGCACACAAUCUCCUUGGUCACCUGACAUCCUCGAGACUGUGAUGCGCCGGCUAGAGAACGAUGGAGACUCGGAUAUAAGGCGUGCAGCUAUUAAUGCCCUAGACACACAAUCUCCCUGGUCACCUGACAUCCUUGAGGUUGUGAUACGCCGACUAGAGAAGGAUGAAGACUCAGAUGUGAGGCGUGCAGCUAUUCAAGCCUUAGGCACACAAUCUCCCUGGUCACCUGACAUCCUCGAGACUGUGAUGCGCCGGCUAGAGAACGAUGGAGACUCGUAUGUGGCGUCCAAAAUAGAAGCUCUAUUAUGGAAACAUGAUGAGUUCCUUUUCCCUUUCUUCGACUUGAAUGCUAAUGCUACCUCAGCGUUGUGCAAAAUUUGGGCUCAAAGAAGUAUCCAUGAAAUCUUUGCCUGCUAUGUUCGUGAUGGAAAUGCAUGUUUUGAGACAUCGGAUGGGCGAAGGUCAAUACCUUUGUCUGAGGGAAAAAUAAAGUUGCUUAAGCGUAUAUUAUGGGCUGAAACUGUUAACAGCCCAAUCUUACGUUUGGUUUAUAGAGUUAGAUUCCCAUUUGCUUCCUUGGAAAGCUAGUCAGCAAGGCUUUUACUUAUUUUCAAAAGAAGGGCCUGGGAUAACAUCUAAAUUUAUUCU
Molecule: messenger RNA, 4821 nt
Organism: Talaromyces stipitatus ATCC 10500
Lineage: Eukaryota; Fungi; Ascomycota; Eurotiomycetes; Eurotiales; Trichocomaceae
Exons: 2
Coding region: 7-4761 (1584 amino acids)
Biological process (GO): nucleoside metabolic process
Molecular function (GO): catalytic activity
Source: RefSeq, a predicted model, not a curated record